AUGGCGCCGUACCCCUUCAUCCUCGUAACUCCCGCCACGCGGGGGCUCUCUCUUGCCCUCACGCGCCAUUACUUGCGGACUACAGACCUGCCCGUUUUUGCAACCUACCGCAGCGGCUCGGCGGAGGAGGCGUCCACCCGUAUACUGUCCACCCUCCACGUCGACAAGGACCGGCUCAAGACGUUGAAGCUAAACCUUCUCGAGGAGUCGAGCAUUUCAGAUGCAGCGGAUGAACUCGGCCGUGCUGUACCCCGCGGCGCCGAACCAUACCUCCAUACCGCCUUCUUCACUGGUGGGAUACUAUACCCCGAACGCAAGGCUGCCGCCCUCGACCUCGCGCAGAUUCGCGAGACCUUCCAAGUGAACGCUAUUUCGCAUAUGCUCUGCAUCAAAUACUUCUCUCGCUUCCUUCCGCACGCGCGUACAGUCCCGAAGGGUCACUUGUCGAAGUGGGUGCACGUCUCUGCACGCGUUGGAUCGGUGUCGGACAACAAGCUCGGCGGGUGGUACUCGUACAGGUCGUCGAAAGCGGCGCUAAAUCAAGUCGUGAAGACUUUCGACCGCGAGCUUCAGCACAAGAAGACUGCUGGCUUGGCCAUCGCUGUCCAUCCUGGGACCGUACAGACGGAUCUCAGCAAAGAGUUCUGGGAGAAUGUGCCGGCGAACAAGCUGUUUACGCCCGAGUACGCGGCUGAACAACUGGCGGAAGUCGUAGCGGGGCUGACGGCAAAGGACAGAGGCAAGGUCUGGGAUUGGAAGGGCGAAGAGAUCAUUCCAUGA
This is a messenger RNA of Peniophora sp. CBMAI 1063, 780 nucleotides long. The record is from the annotation of a GenBank genome assembly. NCBI's taxonomy places the organism in Eukaryota, Fungi, Basidiomycota, Agaricomycetes, Russulales, Peniophoraceae.